AUGACUCGCCCGCUGACGAGCAGAAAGAAAAGCGAGAUCAACGAUUUGGGUCAAAAGAGAGGCGAACACUUGCAACAUGCUCUUAAACCUCGCCAUGUCGCGAUGAUUUCGAUAGGCGGCGUCAUUGGCACUGGGUUGUUCCUAGGCACGGCCAAUUCAUUGAAAAAUGGUGGUCCAGUCGGUUUAUGGUUGGGCUAUAUCGUCAUGGGUUCAGUUUGUUUUGCCGUGAUGCAAUGUUUGGGUGAAGCCGUUUCUUAUCUUCCUGUUCCUGGUGGUCAUAUUCGCUUGGCCGAUCGUUUCGUUUCGCCUGCUAUGGCUUUCGCUUUGGGAUGGAAUUACUGGUACAACUGGGUUAUUGUCUUGCCUGCCGAAUUAUCUGCCGCCGCCGUCUUGAUUUCUUACUGGGAUCCUCACACUUCUCCUGCCGUCUACAUUACUGUUUGUUUGGUCGUUGUCAUAGCAAUUAAUUUGCUUGGCGUUCGUGUAUACGGUGAAACGGAGUUCUGGUUCUGCUCUAUCAAAGUUCUUACAAUUGUCGGCCUAAUCAUCUUAUCGUUCCUCAUCGAUGUUGGUGUCGGAGAUCAAGGUGUUUUGGGUUUCCAUUAUUGGAAGCACCCUGGACCUUUUGCUCAAUACAACGGCAUUUCUGGAUCUUUGGGUCGCUUCCUUGGUUUCUGGUCUGUUCUAAUCAACGCCGCCUUCUCUUUCAUCGGAACGGAAAUUACCGGUAUUGCCGCAGGCGAAGCGCGCAACCCACGCAAAACUGUUCCAUCUGCAAUUCGCAAAGUGUUCUGGCGAAUUCUCUUGUUCUACAUCUUGGGUACAUUGGCCAUCUCUGUUGUUUGUCCAUCCGACGCACCCGAUCUAUCCUUCAAGGCCAAGACCGCCACCAAGUCACCUUUCGUCAUCGCCAUCAAAGCUGCCGGUAUCAAGGGUCUACCAUCCGUCAUCAACGCUGCUUUACUGACCUCUGCGACAAGUGCCGCGAGCUCAGAUUUAUUCACUAGCAGUAGAGCUCUGUACUCAUUGGCACUGAAUGGUCAAGCACCACGUAUCUUUGCUCGCACAAACAGAUAUGGAUUGCCAUAUCUUUCCGUUAUUGUCUCGAUUUUGUUCAGUCUUUUGGCCUACAUGUCCGUGAAGACUGGAUCUGGAACUGCUUUCGGAUACUUUGCCAAUUUGACCUCCGUUUGUGGAUUGGUUACUUGGUCCGUUAUCGGUUGCUUGCACUUACGUUUCCGUACCGCAAUGCAAGUUCAAGGUGUUUCCGCUGAUGUUUUGCCAUACAAAGCACCACUUUCCAAAUGGUUUGGUGGAAAGUUCUUCUCCUACUAUACAAUCGGCUGGACUUUGUUGGUCAUUCUGUUCUGUGAUUGGAGUGUGUUCCUCAACGGCAAUUGGAGCACAUCGGACUUCAUCACAAACUACUUCCCCGUUCCUUUCUUCGGAGUCUUGUAUGCCUUUGCCGCAUGGAGAUGGGGAGGUAAAUUCCGCAAAGCAGAAGAGAUUGAUUUGCACACUGGAUUGCAAACAAUCAUCGACAAUGAAGUCGAAGAACCCGUUCCAAAGAACUUGUGGGAGAAAGUCUGGGCUUUCCUCAGUUAA
This is a messenger RNA of Meira miltonrushii, 1605 nucleotides long. Its product is annotated as putative general amino acid permease. NCBI's taxonomy places the organism in Eukaryota, Fungi, Basidiomycota, Exobasidiomycetes, Exobasidiales, Brachybasidiaceae. The record is from RefSeq and is a predicted model, not a curated record. The transcript is spliced from 2 exons. Gene Ontology annotation, cellular component: membrane. Gene Ontology annotation, biological process: amino acid transmembrane transport. Bases 1 to 1605 code for a protein of 534 amino acids. Gene Ontology annotation, molecular function: amino acid transmembrane transporter activity.